UUCUUCCCUUUCUUCGCCCACCCGCUCUCACUUUGCUCCUCGUAUGACCUAUAAUUUUGUCACAGCACAAACUACUUGUUCACUUUACACUUCUUGGCUCCUAGGCGUGCAGGACGUGUCUGGCUUCAGUAUCAAGAAAUAACUGGGUUGUCCAAAAAUGGCCAGUACAUUCUCACGUUUCCUGAUGGGUGGGAGAACUGCUGUUCUCUUAGCAACAGUGAGCACUGGAGCCUUGACAACUGGAUACCUGUUGAAUCAACAGAAUGUGAAAGCUGGGUCCUUUGAAAGACAAAGAUUAUUCCCCCCAAGUGCAGACUAUCCUGAUCUUCGUAAACACAACAACUGCAUGGCUGAGUGCCUCACUCCAGCAAUCUAUGCCAAACUGAGGGACAAGAUGACUCCCAACGGCUAUACCUUGGAUCAGUGUAUCCAAACUGGCGUUGACAAUCCUGGCCACCCUUUCAUUAAAACCGUAGGCAUGGUGGCUGGGGAUGAAGAAUCUUAUGAGGUAUUUGCAGAGAUUUUUGACCCUGUUAUCAAAGUGAGGCACAAUGGCUAUGAUCCAAAAGUAAUGAGGCAUCACACUGACCUGGAUUCUUCCAAGAUUACCCAGGGACAAUUUGAUGAGCGUUAUGUCUUAUCAUCCCGCGUACGCACUGGUCGCAGUAUCCGAGGGCUCAGCCUACCUCCUGCCUGCUCCAGGGCAGAGAGGAGAGAAGUUGAAAAUGUUGUUGUUACUGCACUGGCAGGACUGAAAGGAGACCUUGCUGGAAAGUAUUACAGUCUGACCAGUAUGUCUGAGAAGGAGCAACAACAGCUUAUUGAUGACCACUUCUUGUUUGAUAAGCCAGUGUCCCCUUUGCUAACGUGUGCCGGGAUGGCCCGUGACUGGCCAGACGCAAGAGGAAUUUGGCACAAUAAUGACAAAACAUUUCUUAUUUGGAUCAACGAAGAGGACCACACAAGGGUGAUCUCAAUGGAAAAAGGAGGCAAUAUGAAAAGAGUCUUUGAACGAUUUUGCCGUGGAUUGUUACAGGUUGAAAAGUUAAUUAAAGAACGAGGAUGGGAGUUUAUGUGGAAUGAACGCUUAGGAUACGUCUUGACUUGUCCUUCCAAUCUGGGAACAGGAUUACGUGCAGGAGUUCAUGUUAAACUUCCCAAGCUUAGCAAGGAUCCUAGAUUUGCAAAGAUCCUGGAAAACCUGAGACUUCAGAAGCGUGGCACAGGUGGAGUAGACACAGCUGCUGUAGCAGACAUAUAUGAUAUCUCCAACCUAGAUCGUAUGGGCCGAUCAGAGGUGGAACUUGUUCAGUUAGUCAUUGAUGGUGUGAAUUAUAUGGUUGACUGUGAGAAAAAGUUGGAGAAAGGUCAAGAUAUCAAGAUACCGCCACCACUGCCCCAAUUUGGAAAGAAGUAAAACCACUUCCAGUGAUUAUCAACUGACCUGGAAUGUGUCUGUUGCGGCAGAUUUUUAAGCCUGUAUAUUCAAUUCCUUAAAAUCUUGCUACUAAGAAAACAUCCUAGCACAAAUUCAGUAAAAUGCUGCUUCUGCCUCACA
Sceloporus undulatus (fence lizard) is the source of this 1558-nucleotide messenger RNA. It is a transcript of the gene CKMT2, whose product is annotated as creatine kinase, mitochondrial 2. The record is from RefSeq and is a predicted model, not a curated record. Gene Ontology annotation, molecular function: creatine kinase activity. Bases 158 to 1417 code for a protein of 419 amino acids. Gene Ontology annotation, cellular component: mitochondrion. The transcript has 10 exons. NCBI's taxonomy places the organism in Eukaryota, Metazoa, Chordata, Lepidosauria, Squamata, Phrynosomatidae. Gene Ontology annotation, biological process: phosphocreatine biosynthetic process.